Caenorhabditis remanei is the source of this 432-nucleotide messenger RNA. RefSeq lists its product as uncharacterized. Bases 1 to 432 code for a protein of 143 amino acids. The transcript is spliced from 4 exons. The record is from RefSeq and is a predicted model, not a curated record. NCBI's taxonomy places the organism in Eukaryota, Metazoa, Nematoda, Chromadorea, Rhabditida, Rhabditidae.
AUGUAUGUCCACUUCACACCGAACGCUGGUCCAAUUGGUGAAAUUCGGAAAAAUUUCAAGAGAAAAGGAGCACUCCAAUGCUUUCUUGGAAACUUUGAAGACAAGAAAAAGAAAGUUUUUCCCGUUUGGGCAAAUGGACAUCAGCAUCUAUCUCUCAAAGUUUUACAAGACAUGCUCACAAACGAAUGCCGCUUGGAAAACUGUUCUUUAAUUGUUGAUUCUGUUGGAAUCUACUUGCAAAGGAACAACUGCCUUCCUCAAUUGAACCGGGCUUGGAUUCCUUCGAAAGACAAGAACGGAAACGACAAAUUUUUUUGGCUGAAUAAAAAAUAUGUCGCGAUGUUCACAAAACUGGAAUCUGGACGAUACCUAUAUCAGCUUCUCAAAGAUCGAAGAAGGCGGAAAUUGAGUUUUGCGCAGCCAUCCCACUAA